AUGGCGGUGAGAUGCAAGACUCAGACGCUGCAGGUUAUAGACACGGAGUACAGCGCCGACGCUGCGGAGUGGUGUCCCCUCGACGGCUGGAGUAAUAUCCUGGCGUGUGGAACGUACCAGCUGAAAAAGCCAGACGGCGGGUCCGGCGAGCAGGAGAGCGACAGUCCGCACACGCGGCUUGGGCGCCUGUAUCUGUAUCGCUUCUCUCCAAACCAGCCGUUCUCUCCGGUGACUGAACUACAGAGGAUGGAAACGGCUGCCAUACUGGACAUGAAAUGGUGCCACUUGCCGGUAGCAGACUAUCCCACGCUGGGUGUUGCCGAUGCAAAGAGCUCCCUGGGAUUGUACCGGCUCAGAAGCGGUAAGGAGAGCUGCAGGGUGGAACCCGUCUGUAGCCUUGGCCUUGGAGACGAGUGUCUGGCUCUGUCUCUUGACUGGUCCUCUGGGAGAAGAGAGAGCGGGUGCCCUCUCAAGAUAGUCUGUAGUGACUCCAAGGGUAGGUUGAGCCUUCUGCUGGUGGAGGAAUCGGCACCAUCCCUGGACAUCUCGUGUCAGUGGGAAGCUCAUGAGUACGAGGCGUGGAUAGCUGCCUUCAACUACUGGAGCCCUGAUGUGGUUUACUCAGGUGGAGAUGACUGUUUGCUGAAGGGCUGGGACACCAGAACUCAACCGGACAGCCCCAUAUUCACCAGCAGAAGGCACUCAAUGGGAGUCUGCAGCAUCCAGAGUAACCCUCACAGGGAGAACGUGCUGGCAACAGGAAGCUACGACGAGCACGUCCUCCUGUGGGAUACGAGGCAGAUGAAGAGACCGACGUCCGACACGCACGUCCAGGGUGGUGUGUGGAGGCUGAAGUGGCAUCCUAGCCAGGGAAACCUCCUGCUUGCAGCCUGCAUGCACAACGGCUUUCACAUCCUGGACAGCGACCACCAACCGGAAGAAUGUGCCGUCCUGUCAUCUUACGUUCUGCACAACUCCUUGGCUUACGGUGCAGACUGGUCCAGACUGCGUCCUCAGGCUUCCUUACUAGCUAACCAGGAUCCGACGCCCCCCCAGCCCGGCGGACCAUCCAGGCUGAGCAGUUCAGAUAGUAAAGUCCACAAGAUGGACGGCGCUACCCAGAACCUGAAGAUUUUCUAUGAGUCCCCGACGGCCAGCUUUGACGUGGUCAUUGAGGAUGACAAUGGAGAGUAUGUGCCUGACUCAUGUCCGGAGAAGAAAGAGGCUCCGUCGGCUGCUCUGGAAGGCCAGUCUGACUCUGCCGUGGCCACUGCCUGCGAAUAUGGGACUCCAGAGAGCAGCCUGGUGGCUACCUGUUCAUUUUAUGACCACGUUCUCCAUGUCUGGAGGUGGGAAUCCCAGAGAUCUCUGAUAACAGAGUGACUCCCAACUCCAGCCUGACCAAAUAUUAUUCAGAGACACUGCGACACUUCAUAUAACGUAUGUUAAGGAGCACACUGUGGCUUAUCCAGGUCUUGGCCUGUUUUACCUGCAUUUAACGACGGAAAAUUCUGGACACUUUAAUUCUGAUAUAUCCUGACAGGCGGCUCGCAUGUUCUAAGCCCAGCUUAGGGCAGCUACCAUGGUUACAAAAUGCACAGAUUAGAAAGAACUAAAUCAGGUUCCUUAAGCAAUAAUGGCAGAGAUAGAGAAAGGUCUAUCUGUAUAUUUUCCAUAUGUGCUAUAGACAGCUGUUUUAGUUAUUACAGGUUCAUUGAUCUACCUCCUU
Molecule: messenger RNA, 1729 nt
Organism: Spea bombifrons (plains spadefoot toad)
Lineage: Eukaryota; Metazoa; Chordata; Amphibia; Anura; Pelobatidae
Gene: DPH7
Product: diphthamide biosynthesis 7
Exons: 9
Coding region: 1-1383 (460 amino acids)
Molecular function (GO): protein binding
Source: RefSeq, a predicted model, not a curated record